Messenger RNA from Bathycoccus prasinos, 1119 nucleotides. RefSeq lists its product with no specific name. The transcript has a single exon. The coding region runs from base 1 to 1119 and encodes 372 amino acids. The record is from RefSeq and is a predicted model, not a curated record. NCBI's taxonomy places the organism in Eukaryota, Viridiplantae, Chlorophyta, Mamiellophyceae, Mamiellales, Bathycoccaceae.
AUGUCUCGCUUUGUUGCGACCACCACGACCACGAGCGCUGCGACUCCUGCUUCUGCUCGUCUCGCCGAGAGUCGUCGUUUUUGUCGUCGCGGAGGAAGGAGUCGUGCGACGCUCACCACGUCGACGCCUUCUCUUUUGCCCCCGAAAACGACUUUUAACGACGACGCGAUUCUUCUGUGUCGUCGAUGCAAAGUGCGAAUUAAUGUUGUUCGCCGCCGCUCGGGCGAGGGUUUGGGUAGGAAAAGUUUUAACGCCACGAGCGCAUCAUCUCGUUCGCGGAAGAAUAAUGCGUCGUACGGCGGCGACAGCGGCGGCGACAGCGGCGCGUACUAUGAAAAGGAGAACGAUGGAGGAAGAGGUCGUCAGAAACAAAUGCAACAAGAUCGACUGGCCUAUACGAAGUCGAGAAACAGAGAAAAUACGUACGAUUUUGCGCCAACGAGAAGAGGAAAUAAUAAUAGUAAUAGUAGCGGGUGGUUUGAAGAGGACGAAUACGAGACGCAAGAACAGAGAAAAGGAGGAGGAAGAGGAGGAAGAGGAGGAGGAGGAGGACGGAAUAGUAAUAAUAAUAAUAAACAACCUCGUCUGUUUCCCCGAGAACUGGAUAAAUUCUUAGUCGCCGGCGCGUUUGUCGUCGGUAUCGGCGCCGGCGUCGUUUUCGACACCGCAGUGGACUUGGAACCGUCCAACGUCGCGUCCAGGGAGAUUUUAGAUCGACGAACGCCGUCGAGCGAAGUGUGCAUGGCGAACGGGGCUUCGGCGAUGGUGUUUGACCAGAGGGUGUUUUUGUCCUUGAAUCCUUUCAACGUGUACGUGGCGCAACCAGAGGUGAAACCGGGGUGUGUUUUAAGAAGAUCAAACUGGUCGGUGUUGGAGAGAGAGAAAGUAGUCACGCAAGAUCAAGAGAACGAUUGCAAGAGGAAUUUGAACACGUUCGCGUACGUCGGGGAUUUGAAAAAGUCGCCAGAGGUGUCGUGCGUGUAUCACUCUGAAGAGGCGGAGAAUCAGUUCAUGAAGGACCCGUCGAAAGCGGUGUUGGGCGACGGCGUGAGAGGGAGCGAGAAGGGCAAGAAUAUCGCCGGUGGCGGAGGAGGUAGUAAUAACAAAUCCUUUCGAUAG